Molecule: messenger RNA, 1052 nt
Organism: Eutrema salsugineum
Lineage: Eukaryota; Viridiplantae; Streptophyta; Magnoliopsida; Brassicales; Brassicaceae
Product: probable RNA-binding protein ARP1
Exons: 6
Coding region: 120-914 (264 amino acids)
Molecular function (GO): RNA binding
Source: RefSeq, a predicted model, not a curated record
UUUUUAUAUAUAUAAUAAUUCAAUCCACUCUCCUUCUCUCUCGCUUUCUCUUUUUCUUAUUUGGUCUCUCUCUCUCUCUCUCUCUCUCUCUCUCUCUUUCUGAAAACACACACGAUCCAAUGACGACGAGCAACAACGUGAACGGAUGUUUUGGUGACACGAAGCUGACCAAAGUGUUCGUAGGAGGAUUAGCUUGGGACACUCACAAAGAAGCAAUGUAUGAUCAUUUCAUCAAGUACGGUGAUAUCUUGGAAGCAGUCAUCAUCUCCGACAGACUCACUCGCCGUUCCAAAGGCUAUGGCUUUGUGACUUUCAAAGAUGCGGAGGCUGCGAAGAGGGCUUGCGAAGACUCGACUCCGAUCAUCAAUGGCCGCCGUGCCAACUGCAACAUCGCCUCCCUCGGUGGCCGCCUUCGUAGAUCCCCCUCCAUGGCCUCUCCUGAUCAAGGAUCAAAGAGUAUGAGUAGAGCCACGUCAGCAAAUGUAGGGAAUCAAGCUCAGUGGUACUACCCUGCGGGAUUCACACACCAGCAACAGCAUCAGCUUCAGCAACAACAACUCCAUCAUCAAAUUCAAGCCGUUCCUUUCUACGGGUACCCUUCUUCCUACGUCGCCCCCAACAUGGCCUAUAAUCAAAAAGUGGGAUACGUUGGAGGAAGCUAUAUGAACGGAUACUACGCACAACCGCAAUCGCAGCCGCAACCGCAAUAUUACCAACAACACCACAUGUAUGGUGGAGGAAGAGUAGUGGUUGGGGCAAGUCCAGUGAUGCCUCUCUACACUGUCUAUCCUUAUCACCAAACUCAGGCCAUCGGUUUUCCUCAACCUUCUUUUUCCAAACCCCACUCCUUUUCCACUCCUCCCAUAUCAGGUACAGUUGGAGGAGAGAUCAUAAUGAAGAAGGCCAUAAGUUGAUGAGUAGGCAACAAGCUGUUGAUCAAACGACUCAGCACAAAAUUUAUUCAUUUUCUACCAUGUUUUAUGUUUAAUUAGAGACACAAUUCAUUUUUUUAAGAGAAAUUUUUAGUUCCUUUACAUAUAAUAAUUUAUUCA